AUGGAAGAAGCAACUUGCCGCUCUUCAACGACUUCCAACAAAAGAGACAGUCCAUUUUCGUCGGUUUAUUCGUCCUCCGCUUCUUCGACGCCAGCCUCGAUUCGUUCUAGAGAUAUUUUCAUUUCUCCUUCUGCCAGGAGAAAACAUCCGUCAGAGAACAUCAUCCUCAACUGCUGCGGACAAAGAUAUGAAGUCGACGUUGAAUCACUGAAUCGUUUUCCUGAAUGCAUUCUCGGAACCUGGAGAAAAAGGCGGCGAUUCUAUUCGAUUGAACAUGGAGAUUAUUUUAUCGACAGACAUCGGCCCACAUUUGAAGUCGUUCUCGACUACUUCGUUUAUGGAGUCCUUAGAAGACCACAAGACAUUCCCUUGGACAUUUUCGUCAACGAGCUAUGUUAUUACAACUUGGAUAAGAAGGGACUCGAAGGGUUUCUAAAUGAUGAAGGUCUUCUGAUGGUCGAGCAGGAGAAAACUGUCAAAGAAAAAACCAAGUUCAAAUCGAAAUUAGAAAAAGUGCAGUUCAAAAUUUGGCAAUGCUUAGAAGAUCCGCAGAGUUCUAAAAUUGCGCUCUGUUAUUCGGUCAUUUCUAUGGUCAUAACGAUUUCGUCUAUCAUUAUGCUUUGCAUCGACAGUUUGCCAGCGCUAGAAACGCUUUCGCAGAAGUUGGACAAGUGUCAUAACACGACCGAUUCUGAGAUAAGAACAAAGGCAAAUCAUAAAGGAGACUGCCCAAAGUUUUCAGUCGACCAUAUUCUGUUUAUUAUGGCGACUACUGUCUAUCAUUCUGCGCCAAUGCUCCUCCAACUUGCGAUAAUCCAGCUCUCGAUUGCGCUAUGCUUUGCCGUCUGCAUCUUUAUCGUCGAGCAAGGAUACGAGGGCAACCAAUUUCACGAUAUGAUUGAUUCUACCUGGUAUGCUCUGAUUACAAUGUACACUGUUGGUUACGGCGACUAUGUUCCUGUGUCGCCCCUUGGGAGAUUUUUCGGAACUUGCUGUGCGAUUCUUGGAUUGCUUGAUAUGGGCAAGGGCUAUUUCAAUCCACGGAAUGAAUAUUUGAUAGUGAUUUUUAAGUCCACAAAAGCAUUUUCUCUCCCGAUCAUCGUCUUCGAGUUCAACUAUCUUUACAACCUCGACAAGGAUGAGUGCAAGCUCAGACCAGAAGAGCUCACCAACGAACCUACAAAAGAAAAAUCGAAAAGAAUCGACCACUUCCAUAAAAGUCUCACGCAGUCUUUACGACGUAAUAAAGCUUCACUGAACAUGAUGUCGACGGACGUCAGGGAUGAUUGCAGCAAGUCCAGCAACAUGGCUGAUCUGUGGAAUUAUGCAAAGAGAAAGAAUCAAUUUCGACGAUCUCGAACAACAACUCCUGCAGCAACUCCUCAGCAAUUCAGAAGAAGUCAACCGAGUCGAUAA
This is a messenger RNA of Oikopleura dioica, 1416 nucleotides long. The record is from the annotation of a GenBank genome assembly. NCBI's taxonomy places the organism in Eukaryota, Metazoa, Chordata, Appendicularia, Copelata, Oikopleuridae.